AUGUCUGCGCUGCUGUCUCUCUUCUCCUGUUGCGUCCCUGGACGGCGGUCACCUGCCUCAAGCUCAGAAAAUGCGGACUCGGAGCGGACUCCUCUGCUCCGCUCCAGUCCUUCAAGAAGUCCCAACCAAUCAGCAUCGCAUCUCUCAGAUUCCAAAGGUGGACCAUCAGCUAUAGCAGGUGCGGGCGCUCCCUCUUCUCCCGCCAAUCAAGGCGAUGACCCUGCAGGAGCAGCAGGAGCAGCGAGCAAGCCAGCAUAUACUACCGAAGAUCUAGCGAGCAUCACUGGCUGGGCUAGAGCAAAGUUUAUUCCAUUGAAGCAGCCCAAUGUACUCUCCGAGAGGACGGUGGACGAGAAGGGGAAGAGUAGGGGGGCCUUGCUAGAAGAAGUGGAGAUGGACAAGGCAGAGUUGGCCAGUGUGGGUCAGCCCGAUGAUCAGCUCAAGUCCUUGAUCGAGAAGCUUGCGAAAGGGCUCGCCUUUGAUGGCUGGACGGGACAAGAGACCGACGACAAAGAACGAGAUCGAGAUGCAAGAUCAGAGUCGGGUUCAGAAGCCGGAAAGUAG
Messenger RNA from Microstroma glucosiphilum, 564 nucleotides. RefSeq lists its product as hypothetical. Bases 1 to 564 code for a protein of 187 amino acids. The record is from RefSeq and is a predicted model, not a curated record. NCBI's taxonomy places the organism in Eukaryota, Fungi, Basidiomycota, Exobasidiomycetes, Microstromatales, Microstromataceae. The transcript has 3 exons.